AUGCACGUUGACUCGAGCGAUACACGCCGUCUCGGCGCACGGCGUGCGCCUCUCGAUCAGACGUGGUUUCCGCACAUUCUCUCGCGCAUCGUCGACCUGGCGCCUCUCGAUUCGCUCCUCCGGCUCCGCGCCACCUGCCGGCGGCUGCGCGAUCGCAUCGAUAUGCGCCUGUUUGAGCACGUCGUCCUCGUGGCUGUUGCGCCGCGCUACGCAGGCGCUAAGACUGGCGUGGGAUUUGCCCCUCCCGACGCACUGCACCGUCUACUCCCCUGCAUCCCGAGCGUACGCCAGCUCCCCCGAUCUAAAGAUCCACAAACUGCCGCGCACCUGGCGUCGAACCGUCGCAACAUGAACCACAUACGCAUCCUCGACUCAGCGACCUCAAAGAUAUACGACCUCCCCUCUUUCUCCCUCCCCCUCGUGCGGCGGUGCAACUCCUCGGCCGCCGGCUUGCCGGCACACGUCCUAGUACAGACAUUAUCCCUCAGCCCCGCAGACGACGACGAGGGCGUCGCGCGGCAGUGGGACAGGUUCCGGCAACUCGCGGUCACAGCGACGGGUACGGCGCCGCUGGGGGCGGGAGUCCGCGCCGCCGGUGAGUGCGGCACAUUCGUCGCGCACCUCGCAUACGACGGACCCCCACGCCGCGGCAUCGUCCUCGACGUCCGCCGGCGCUACACGCGGGAGCUCGUGCUCGUUCUCCCAGCGGUACCACAGGACGCGGCGGUCCGCGAGGUCGUCGAGGGCCUGCGGGUCACGCUUAUGAUGGCGCUGCCGGGCGGGACACGGGUCACGCUCGUGGGCGUCGAUAGGUUCGGCGCACGCCACUUCGGGGUGCCCGACACGGAGGACGCGCUGGAGGCUGUGCGCGGCGCGCUGCUGGCACAUUGCCGCCUCGAGCCGGAAGAUGAGAGGCUGGUGUGUAUCGCGUACGGCGACUGGGCGGCCGACGUGUGCCCCGAAAUCAGCGCGCCGCCGCCCAACAUCCCCAACGUCAUCAUCGACCCGCCGGAGCUCGUUCCCGCUCACGCGGCACCUUAA
This is a messenger RNA of Cutaneotrichosporon oleaginosum, 1041 nucleotides long. RefSeq lists its product as uncharacterized. The record is from RefSeq and is a predicted model, not a curated record. NCBI's taxonomy places the organism in Eukaryota, Fungi, Basidiomycota, Tremellomycetes, Trichosporonales, Trichosporonaceae.